This is a messenger RNA of Paramormyrops kingsleyae, 1827 nucleotides long. Its product is annotated as glyoxylate/hydroxypyruvate reductase B. Gene Ontology annotation, molecular function: NAD binding; glyoxylate reductase (NADPH) activity; hydroxypyruvate reductase [NAD(P)H] activity. Gene Ontology annotation, cellular component: cytosol. The record is from RefSeq and is a predicted model, not a curated record. NCBI's taxonomy places the organism in Eukaryota, Metazoa, Chordata, Actinopteri, Osteoglossiformes, Mormyridae.
UCUUUUCUAACCAAUACCGCCCUCUGUUGCCCAGUUGACCUUAUGAACAGUCUUUUUCAGCAGGUCUCAUACCCGGUUACAGAAUAGACUACGGAGGCGUCCCAAUGUGUAUUGGAUUAACAGCGUGUGGAGGACAUGUUCAUUCGGCACUUACUGUCCAAGUCGUUUUUGGGAAACCCUCGUAUUCUGCAACUGCACUCGGUCAUGGAGAAACCUUGCGUGCUGGCGACCACAUUUGGAGCCCCUGGAGCGAUCUACCAGUGUUUCGCCCCUGUUAUUGAGAAGCAUUUCACAGUUAUCCCCCAUGAAGAAUUUGUGAAUAACAAGCAUCACUUUGCACAUAAGAUUAGUGCAGUUUUUGUGUGGGGAGGCGCACUUAAAGUGGACCGCAAUCUACUGCAAAUCUUACCUAACCUGAAGGUAGUGGUAAAUGGCGGCGUGGGUGUGGAUCAUCUCGAUAUACCCCUGAUCAACAGUUUUGGGAUUAAAGUUUGCAAUACCCCUCAUGUUGUGGACAACGCAACGGCUGAUAUAGGCAUGGCUUUAAUGUUGGCAACAGCACGAAAUCUCAUAUAUGGACACAACUACUCUGCCUCUCACGAAACGGAGGAGUGGGAUUUGCCUGAGAGCAGCAUGGGCACGGAUGUCAGUGGAGCCACCCUCGGCAUCAUCGGCAUGGGAAGGAUCGGAUACAAAGUGGCCAAACGGGCUAGUAGCUUUGAGAUGAAGAUCCUGUACCACAACAGGAACCGUAGGAAAGAAGAGGAUGAGAAGGCAGUGGGGGCAGUUUACUGUGAGAAGAUGGAUGAACUGCUGCAGAAGUCAGACUUUGUCAUGGUUGUGGUCAAUCUGUCCCCUGAUACACAGAAGCUGAUUGGCUGGAGGGAGCUAAGCAUGAUGAAGCCAUUAGGCACCCUCAUCAACAUCAGCAGAGGCCCAGUAGUUGAUCAAGAGGCACUAGUACAUGCCCUUCAGAGUGGAGUGAUUCGAGCUGCAGCCUUAGACGUGACAUACCCAGAACCUCUUCCAAGGAGCCACCCCUUGCUGACCCUCCCCAACGUGAUUGUGCUGCCCCACAUGGGCUCCCACACUGUGGGGACUUCACAGCUGAUGGUGGAGAGGAUGGUAACCAAUGCCUUAGCGGCACUGAGUGGGGACCAGCCUACUGAUGAAGUUAAGGCCUAGUGUGACAGAAGUAUUCUGCACGAGUCUGGAAAAAGAACUUGCUUAGUUGACCAUUAAGUUACAAAAUUGAAAUAAAUAAGGUCAUUGCCACAACCACAGCUGGAAAUGUGUUGAACACCCAGACUGUGGUAUUUGCACAUUAAUCAAUAUAUUAUAGGCAGAGUUGGGUAAUUCAGGUCCAGAGAGUAAAAUUCUAAGCCGGAUUCUAGAUUUUCUUUCAACCAAGCAGCUGAGUACUCAGUCACUGUGACUCUUUAUGCUCAACUGGUUGGUUUAAACAAAAUCUUGGUCUGGACUUUUACUCUCUGGGCCUGAAUUACCCAACUCUGUUUGUAGGUAUUAGCAAUGUAUCAGUUGAGGUUUUUCAUUAAGUGAAUUAAAGUUUUGUAAUUUCAGACCAGAUUUUACACUUUGUGAAAGCUUUCAUGGCAUUCUGCACUCUUGAAAUUAAAAUAUGAUGCCUACUUAUCAAAUUUACAUUUUUUUAUUUACCAAUGAAUGCUGUAGAGUAAUCACUAAAUUCUACACAAUCUCGUGCUUUUUGGAACACCUGACCUCAGUUACCCCCUUGUAAAGUAGUCUGUAUAAUAGAACGUUACUCUUUUUGCAUCAAUGACCUCGAUUAAACCCUUUGUUCAGUAA